GAUUAAUGGAGGGUAAGUCCAGAAUUUUCUUCGUGCUAUUCUUUCUGCUGCCAUUAAUAGCAAAACGAGCCUCUGCAACUCAACAUGUGGUUGGAGGUAGCCAAGGUUGGGAUGAAUCAGUGGACCUUAACACAUGGGCUUCGGGUCAAACAUUCAAGGUCGGAGACCAACUUGUUUUCAAGUACUCCUCAGGGCUGCACAGCGUAGUGGAGCUCGGGAGCGGGACAGCGUACAAAAACUGCGACCUGGGAACAUCAUUAGACACCAAAAACACAGGCAACGAUGUCGUGAAACUCAACAAGGUGGGCACUCGUUACUUCGCUUGUGGAACAUUGGGCCAUUGCGAGCAGGGCAUGAAGAUGAAGAUCACCACCGUCGCCGGCAAUGCUCCUUCCGAGCCAGCUUCCGCUGAUUCUGGUGCUUUUACGCCUCAUUCUUUCCCGUAUUUCUUAUGUUUUCUCCAUUAUUACUCACUAUGCUUUAUUUUCUGUUUUGAGAUAUUUUAUUUAAUUAUGUUGUUUUGGAGAUUUGGGAUUUUAAAUGUGAGCCAUUAUUGAAUAAUAUAUGUAAUU
Hibiscus syriacus is the source of this 572-nucleotide messenger RNA. Its product is annotated as blue copper protein 1a-like. Bases 6 to 557 code for a protein of 183 amino acids. Lineage: Eukaryota; Viridiplantae; Streptophyta; Magnoliopsida; Malvales; Malvaceae. Gene Ontology annotation, molecular function: electron transfer activity. The transcript is spliced from 2 exons. Gene Ontology annotation, cellular component: plasma membrane. The record is from RefSeq and is a predicted model, not a curated record.